AUGACCCCCUUCAUCCCCAUCAUCCUCUUCACUCUCAUCCUCAUCACCUCCAUCAUCAUCAUCACCCUCUUCACCCCAUCAUCCCCUUCAUCCUCACCACCUCCUUCAUCCCCACCACCCCUGCCACCUCCUUCAUCCUCAUCACCCCCAUCCUCCCUUUCACCCCAUUCAUCCCCCUCACCCCGUUCAUCGCCAUCAUCCUCAUCCUCCCCACCACCCCCAUCACCUCCACCACCUCCAUCCUCCCUUUCACCCCCAUCAACCCCUUCAUCCUCAUCACCUCCUUCAUCCCCACCACCUCCUUCAUCCUCAUCACCCCCAUCUUCCCUCUCACGCCAUUCAUCCCCAUCACCCUGUUCACCGCCAUCCUCAUCCUCCCCACCACCCCCAUCACCUCUGUCCUCCCUUUCACCCCAUCACAGCCAUUGUUCUGCAGGCUUUUUGAAUAAUAGGGAUUAA
Messenger RNA from Opisthocomus hoazin, 459 nucleotides. NCBI's taxonomy places the organism in Eukaryota, Metazoa, Chordata, Aves, Opisthocomiformes, Opisthocomidae. The record is from RefSeq and is a predicted model, not a curated record.